UGAACGACAGAACGGUGAGAGUAUAAUACUUGAAUUCCUGAUCGCUGGUCUCCAGUUAUACAUAACCGGUAUAAGUAUAUAUAUAACCGGUCCAGAUCGCCAUCGUGAAUAUUUGUAGCCGGUGUACACACGUAUACCGGCAUUACCGCCAUAACGUUCCACGGGGACCGGCACGCCGUGUCCAUUACCGCCAUAACGUUCCACGGGGACCGGCACGCCGUGUCUCUUAUACCAAUGGACAGUAGUUCGCACAAUGUCAAUGUGACCCUGUUUGCCGGCAACGGCGAAAUCCCCAUUGAGGAUGACCUACACUUUCCCCUGGCGUACCGGGUGAUCGCCACCAUCAUCCACUCUGUCAUAUUAAUCACGGGAAUUCUCGGCUGUCUGGCCAUUAUCUUUGUGGCACACAAGGAGCGCACACUGCACACUCCGACCUAUUCAUACCUGGUAUCCCUUGCGUUUGCCGACUUGGUGGUAAUAAGCACAGCGGUACCGGAAGCAAUUGUGUGCCAUCACGUUGGGGCACGCUGGAUUUUUGGACAAGUCGGAUGUGCACUAUUUGUCUUUCUUAACUUCCUUGGGAUAAAUGCCGGCAGCAUGAGCAUAUUCGCAUUCACAAUUGAACGGUAUAUCGCUGUAUGCCAUCCCUUUCUCGCGCAUCGAUUAUGCACACUGGAACGCACCAAAAAGAUCAUCUUAGCCGGCUGGAUUGCCGUUGUCGCGUACUGCAUGCCGUGGCUCUUUCUCACCGAACUCAAACCAGACCCUAUUUUCCCUGAUCAGUCGCACUGCGACUUCCGUGUCAGCAAGGAAGUAUACGCGGCUCUCUUCGUUUCGGACAUUGUGGUUUUCUACGUGUUACCGCUACUGAUGGCCGUUGGCGGGUAUGCCAAGAUCGCUUGGGUCAUCAAGCAAAGGUCACGCUGCCAACAGGAACUGGAUCAACCGCUGCAGCCACAACACCUCCAGCCGACCGGAUCCAUCAAGAUUAUUAAAAAUGCAUCGAAAGCCAGUUUUUACCGGCAAUCCGACAGCGCUAAAAGUUCGACGAUGCGAAUGCUGAUUGUGAUUGUGAGUUUAUUUGCCGUUUCCUGGCUGCCAUUUCGCGGCCUGCUAAUAUACAACUCGUUGGCGGAUGAACCCUGGCUGGAUAUUUGGUAUCUGCUCUUCGCCAAGACGCUCAUAUACAUGAACUGCGCCAUGAAUCCCUUCCUCUACAACGCCAUCAAUCCGCGUUUCCGGUUGGCCAUGCGGCAUGCCUUCUGCCACACGCGCAACUCCCAAUCAUGUACGACGACAUUGAGCACGGCUGAUCGGUCCCCCACAACGGAGUAUUUUGGUCGUAAGGGAUCAUCCCCAACAUGUCAUUUUGUAAUACCACAAUGAUCGGCAAGUGUGGUCACACACUACCCGACACUGCAACAAGGAGCGGUUUCCGUGCCCCAGCUGGCUGAUACUGAACUGCAAGUUGGUGUGCGACUGCAGAGUACAAACCAAUAAAGCUAGUGUUCAACGAUUAACUGGGAGGAGAAUAUAGCUGUUCCUGUUCGGGAUUAACCGCGCGGGAGGAGAAGCAGAUUCCUGUUCAGAUAUAUCGCGGAGUAUUAUAUAUAUAUGUAGUAUUACACCAUUUUGUGAGACAUAGCUGAACCUACAGCCUGCUACUUUUUAUAACGAUGAUGAUUUUAAUCGAUACACGUAUAAAAAUAUACUUGUAACUUUUUUAUGCAUGCAGACGUCGAACGCACACCUUUGUAUGUAAUUAAGUUUGAAUGCCCUCAUGAGCGACCGUUUUCUUCCUGUACGAGUACAAG
Molecule: messenger RNA, 1814 nt
Organism: Paramacrobiotus metropolitanus
Lineage: Eukaryota; Metazoa; Tardigrada; Eutardigrada; Parachela; Macrobiotidae
Product: thyrotropin-releasing hormone receptor-like
Exons: 7
Coding region: 235-1386 (383 amino acids)
Biological process (GO): G protein-coupled receptor signaling pathway
Cellular component (GO): membrane
Molecular function (GO): thyrotropin-releasing hormone receptor activity
Source: RefSeq, a predicted model, not a curated record